Molecule: messenger RNA, 689 nt
Organism: Leptosomus discolor (cuckoo roller)
Lineage: Eukaryota; Metazoa; Chordata; Aves; Leptosomiformes; Leptosomidae
Source: RefSeq, a predicted model, not a curated record
CCUGAAGAUGAAACCAUAGUUGUAGGCAUGACCAAUGGGGUGCUAAAUGUUAAACAUAGGAAACCUGAAGAAAAGAAAGAAAAAUCUCAAAAGAAGAGACAACCAGCAUAUAGAACCUAUGUGAAAGGAAGAACUUACAUGCCAAAACAGGAAGAUUUCUGUGUCAGUAAGCCUGUAAAACGUGUUUUGAGGAAAUAUGACAAGCUGCUGAAGAGCUUUCAGUCUUCCAAGGCCCUUGAUGCAGUUCUGGAGCCACCUAUCAGGCUUUAUACUCCUGAAGUUACGGUUGCAGUCAUGCAGGAACUACAUCGCAGAGGAACACUGAGGAGUGCGCUUGCAGGCCGAGAUGAGAAGCAAAUCAAUCUCCUUCUUACCUUUGUGGCAAGGCGUGUGAUUGAACCUAGAUUUACUCCUGUACUAGUGACUGUUGCAGAUAUGAUCACUGACAUUUAUCAGCCUGUGGUUGGGCAGUCGGCGAUUGUUGAUAGACAGUUCUUGAAACUUCAGGAGGCCAUAGGAAAAGAGAUUGACUAUCAAGAGGAACUACUAGAAGUUUUGGGAAUGAUGGAUACUCUGUUUGCUACUUUUACUAAGAAAAGAGCUACUUACCUAGAAGAGAACAAAAGUAAUGGUCUUGCAGAGACCAUUGAAACUAAUACGAGCAACUGACUGACAGCCAUGACAACGAA